This is a messenger RNA of Penaeus vannamei (Pacific white shrimp), 960 nucleotides long. NCBI's taxonomy places the organism in Eukaryota, Metazoa, Arthropoda, Malacostraca, Decapoda, Penaeidae. The record is from RefSeq and is a predicted model, not a curated record.
AGCAAUGUAUUGACUCCAGAAAAUGUUGUGGCAAGACUCAAGUACAGGUACGACAGGGAGAUUGACCGUGCAGAGCGGCCAAUCCUAAGAAAGAUAAUGGAGCAUGACGAUGUCCCUCAGAAGACCAUGAUCCUUUGUGUAGCUAAUGUUAAGAAGACUCCAGAGACCACUCAUGGAGAUGGAGUUGCAGAUACAAGACCUCGAAGUCCAUAUCUUGCCUCAGAAACUAUUCUGGAACUCACAGAUGGAUGGUAUAGCAUUGAUGCACUGACUGACACAGCCUUAUCAAGAUUUGUGUUGGAGGAGAAAGUGAAGAUAGGAACCAAGCUGUUAGUCCAUGGAGCAGAGAUGGCCAAGCACUCUCCACCUUGUCACCCACUGCAGGCUUCUACUUCUGUUUGCCUACGCCUGCACGCCAACAUGACACGAAGAGCCAAGUGGUGGUCACGCUUGGGCCUUGUACCCCAGUGUGGGCCUCUGCCUACAAUGAUCCGGGGAAUUCAGGGAGAUGGAGGUCUUGUGGGCCGACUAACUGUCCUAUUGGCCAGGGUGUAUCCCCCUCUAUACUUCGAGAAGACAGGAGGGAAGUCUGUUUUCCGGUCUGAAAGGGCCCAUGACAGACUUUUGAGGGAGAAUCUGCAGGAAAAGGAACGAAAUGUGCACCAGAUACUGGCUGAGGUUGAGCGAGAGUUUGAUUCACAGGCUGUAUCCCAGAAGCAAAGUAGAAAGACAAGUAGUUCAGCGUUGAGGGGUGAGGAGAUACGCAAUUUGACAUCAGGCAAGGACAUCGCCCAAGUCAUGGAGGAGGCAUUGGAUCCAUCCAGCUUGGAGGGCUUACUCAGUACUCACCAGAUAGAGCUCGCAAGGUCGUGGAGGCUUAGGGAAGCUGAGGAGAGAAAGAGGCUUAUUAAUUUGGAAGUUCAGCGAAGGUUGGCCAAGAAGCAGAGGCUGUAUGAAGCU